AUGUUUAGUGUACUGAAGAGAUUCUUAUCUAAGAACUCAAAGACUUCCAUUGAUAAAUUCUUCCCUGAGACUCCCAAGAGGAAAGUCAAGGAAUGGGAAAAACGUGGAGUUGAUAAAGAUGAAUUUUUCAGGAGAAAAUAUAGUUUUAUGAAGGAUGAAUCGAAAGUGCUGCUAAAAAAGAAGAUUGAUAGAGAAAAACGGUAUAAGGAUUUGAAGAGUUCUACAAGACGUGAGGAUAGAUAUGGUGACAGCAGAUAUGGUAAUGAUAGAUAUAGUAACAACAGAUAUGGUAAUGAUAGAUUCAACAAUGAUGUAGAUAGAGAUCCAUUGAAUAAAUCGAGUUUUUAUGAAUAUGUUUAUGGUACUCACUCAGUAUUAUCAGCUUUGAAAGCACAAAAAAGAUACCUGUAUAACAGACUUUUCAUGUAUAAUCCUAAAGAGAAAGCUGAAGAAAUCAAUAAGUAUGCCAAAAAGUAUGGAAUCAAGAUAGAACAAAGAACUAGUAAGAAUGAUUUGAAUAUUCUUACAAAUAAUGCUGUACAUAAUGGAGUUGUUCUUGAAACCAGAAAGCUUCAAGUCCCUGAUUUGCUCAGUCUUGGAGAUGUUAAUACCGAAGACAAUACUUACGAAAUGACUAUCAUGAAUGAUGAAUCUAAAGAAUCAGUAGAUAAAUCCGUAGUGAGACAAUCCAAAGGUUACCCAUUUGCGCUUUAUUUGGAUGAAAUUACCGAUCCCCAAAAUAUUGGUGCCAUAAUACGUUCAGCAUUUUACUUGGGUGUUGAUUUCAUCAUUACUCCUGAUCAUAAUACUGCCAAAUUGGGUCCAGCAGCAUCUAAAGCUAGUGCGGGAGCUUUAGACCUCAUGGAUAUCUAUCAAGUAUCCUCACCCUUAAAGUUCCUUAGAAAUGUCGCUGAACAAACCCCAUGGAGAAUAGUAUCUACUGAUUUAAAACCCGGUGAUAAAAAUAUCGAUAUAAAUUCCUUAUCUACCAUUCUUGAAGAAUCCCCUAUUAUUCUUGUUUUGGGUAGCGAAGGUGAAGGUGUUAGAGCCAAUAUCAAAAACUUAUCUGAUUUUAUUGUUAAGAUCAAUAAGAAUCGUUCCGGUGAUUCCAUUGUUGAUUCUAUGAAUGUCAAUGCAGCAACAUCGGUUUUACUUUCAAAGUUUUUAGUGUAA
Messenger RNA from Yamadazyma jaroonii, 1173 nucleotides. The record is from the annotation of a GenBank genome assembly. NCBI's taxonomy places the organism in Eukaryota, Fungi, Ascomycota, Pichiomycetes, Serinales, Debaryomycetaceae.